Xenopus laevis (African clawed frog) is the source of this 9839-nucleotide messenger RNA. RefSeq names its product human immunodeficiency virus type I enhancer binding protein 2 L homeolog (gene hivep2.L). Bases 1560 to 8693 code for a protein of 2377 amino acids. The record is from RefSeq and is a predicted model, not a curated record. Gene Ontology annotation, cellular component: nucleus. Gene Ontology annotation, molecular function: DNA-binding transcription factor activity, RNA polymerase II-specific; RNA polymerase II cis-regulatory region sequence-specific DNA binding. The transcript has 10 exons. Gene Ontology annotation, biological process: regulation of transcription by RNA polymerase II. Lineage: Eukaryota; Metazoa; Chordata; Amphibia; Anura; Pipidae.
CCACCUAAAAAAAUAAUUAAUAGACCAAAAUGGGGAAAGCGAAAGGGAAAUAAAAAUAGACACAAACCCAGGCAAAGUGUUACAGCAAAGAGCAAUUGGAAGGGCGUCUCUACAUUAUACUGACAGCACGGAGGGUCUCUGGGGGUCUUCCCAGCUGGUUGCCUGCAUCACAAGGGCACAGGGCACGACGGAGCACCAGGAAUCCUGCGCUUACUGGCAUUGAAUUUCAUCUGCUGCCCGCACCUGCUACCAAUCCUACAUUAUCUCCCCUGUUUCCAUAGGAAGCUGCCUGGUGACUACAGGAACACCCCUGCCUGAACUGCGGCUCCCGGCCCCGCCCCCGGUUCUUCCUUGCGUACCCGCACAGCUUCUGGCGUCCAAGGUUUUAUCAUCCCCGUAGUAGCAUUAUUCAAGUGCACUGUCCCAAACCUAUUCGUUUUUGGACAAUCCUGGUCAAGGAUUUCCCCUCAGACACCCCUCAUUCCCUGCAGUUUAUCGGUCUUGUCCUGCCUGCAGCCCUACCCUCUGCUAUGGAAUCACAUCGCCGCUGCGAUCAGUAAACGUGUGCGUUUGCUUUCCUAUCUACGAUCUGCACCCGGGAUCCCCUCAGAACACCGCCCCUUUUCAUCAGAGCCAGCUGCCUCCUCCUCCUCCUCCUGUGAACUCUCCCUUACCCUCUCCCCGUGCCUGCCUAAGCACUCAUACACCAUGCACUCGUAUAGAUCACGCAGAGCAGCACGCUGACAGCCUGCACCCUCCUGCUCCCCACCUUCACUGCACCCAUAUCUGCCCAGAGUUCGUAUACCCUCUGAGUUGGAUAACCCCCUGCUCCUUUUCUCCCCUGACACUGUCAAUUUGUGCAGAUCUGAUACUGGCAGCAAGCAAGAAAGAAAGAACAACUUGUUUCGGGUUGUUAUUGCCGUUUUUCCUCUGUGGAGAGACUGACACAAGGAGUGGAAGAGGCUCUUUCGGGAAAGAAAGUGGAAAGGAUCUAUUUGUUUUACAUGUAAUUACUGUUAUUAUUGGAUUGUUUUUUGUGUUGGACUGAGACAGCUUCAGAUCCGCUGAGUGGAUAUUACCUGCACAUCUGGAGUAGGCUGCAACAGACAUCUGCUAACAAAUUGCAGUCAAAAGAUCCUUCAAAUUGUACUUCACUGAAAAUCAAAUCGGUAUAUAGAAGUGACUGGUUUUCCAGUUGGAGAAAAUAUAUGCUGAAGUAAGCUGUUGCCGCUCAACAUUGGACCCAUCCUGCCCAUCUAAAAUUGCCAUGUCAAAAAACAACAUCACAGCCAUGCAUGUGGGAUUUCUAAGGGACACAGGUUGCCUGACAUUGCUGAUAAUACCUUCACUUUAGUGAAACAAGAACAACAGUUCUUUUCCAGAAGAUAUCGGCAAGCACAUCACACCCAAACAAAUACCUGUGAAGUCUGACCAUUCAUGUUCUUUAUAUAAAGUUUUGAAAGAAACAUGGAUAAAGCACCAUUUUAAAAAGAAGAGCUGGUAAAACUCCAUGUGUCUUUAUAACAUUGUUAGAAGCUAGUGCUUUUUUUUGUAUCACCAUGGAAUCUGGAGACAGCAUUUUAGGACAAGAGGCUACCUCAAGGUCCAGAGAUUCUGACAAAAUACGAAGUCGGUGGACACAAGAUAGCUUACCUCUUGUCGCAAGGAACACUUAUAGCAGUCAAGAAAGAGAGCUACAACCACAAAUUCAUCCAGAACAUAUUGGAAACCCAACAUCAGCUCAGCAUUUUAGUUCUCUGAAAGUUACUUCACAAAUUGAUACUGCACAUAUCCCAGAAAAGCAAUAUGCUCAGAAGCGCCAUGGAUCCUAUACACCUCGCCAUUCACAUUCUUUUCCUCAGCAUACGCUUCACCAACAAAGAUUAGUGCACAGUGCAAAGAGUUUAGAAGUACCAGCCUACCAGUUUCAUAGUCAUUUACAGCCUGUUCCUUCAGAGGAUUUGUUUUACCAAAUGCAUGGAGGGCAAAGUGCAUCAUUCUCCAGGAAAAAAAAUUCAGGACUUUCUUCUGCUUAUAGUCAAUAUUCACAAAAAUCUCUUGAGUCAUCAGAAGAUUCUCAUAAAAAGGAUCAAAAACCUAAGAAACCAGGAAAAUAUAUAUGUCCAUAUUGUACUCGAGCUUGUGCCAAACCUAGUGUGUUGAAAAAACAUAUAAGGUCUCAUACUGGUGAGCGCCCAUAUCCAUGUGUACCCUGUGGCUUCUCUUUCAAGACAAAAAGCAAUUUGUACAAACAUAGGAAGUCACAUGCCCAUGCAAUCAAAGCUGGCUUAGUUCCCUUCACAGACUCUUCUGUAUCCAGGUUAGAUUUAGAUGCUUCUUGCAUUGAUGUGGAAACAGAAAUACAUUCUGAUGGAGAACAGAGCACUGACACAGACGAUGACUUACCUUUGGGCCUGGAAAAAAGCAGCCCAAUUCAACUUGAUUUGGCUUCCAGAAGUGGAGAGAUCUUGGACUCUGGUUUCCAUACAUCUUCUGAAGAAUCAGGAGGCCCCAUAAAAGUGCCAAUACUAAUAAUCCCCAAACCUGGCAGUCAGGUAUCCUGUGAAAGCUCUUCCUUUAUACCAUCUGAUAUAUUGCACAGCCAUGCAACUAUUAAAGCUGAUGAAUCCCACACAGUAAGGCAAAAACUUGCACUCAAAUUGACUGAAAAUAAAGGGCAAAAUGCUGAGAAAUCUUCAAAUCUUUUAAGCCCACAUAGUAAGGGGAGCACUGAUUCAGGUUACUUUUCACGAUCAGAAAGUGCAGAACAGCCAAUAAGUCCUCCAAACACUAAUGCAACAUCGUAUGAGGAAAUAAUGUUUGGCAAAUUCUGCAGGCCAAGAUCUUCUAUAACAAGUCAAGAAGCCAACUUAUCAAUUGUAAAUCCUAGUAUAACUCAAGAAAACAUUUCUCAACUCAUUACAAAAAGACAAAAUGUGUCAGAUCCUAGCAAGUUCCGAAGUCUAAAAUCUAGCAGAUUUACUGGAUUUCACACUUCCAAGAACCAAUUAAUUGCAGACACUGCUGAAAGUGAAAACAAAUUAUACUCAGAAAUACAGAGCCAACCAUCCAGCCUUUUAGCUCCUAGUGAUACAUCAACACUUACAAGGAGUAACUCAAUGCCAACUUGUUCUGGAACAAAUUUAAGCAUUCCUCCUAAUAAAAGAGGAAGUCAUUCAUUUGAUGAACGCAUUACAGGUUCUGAUGAUGUAUUUUACCCUGGAACUGGAGGCAAUCCUCAUCAGCGAUUUUUAAGACGGCAGGGGGCAUUUGAGUUAGCUGUAGAGGGUCAUUCUGAAUUUGAUCCAUAUGCCAGGGCGCCCAAAAAUGCAGUUUUUUCAUACCACAGGAAAACAGCACACGAAAAAACCUUGUCACCUCAAGAAAAGAAAAUUACUCCAGGAGAGAGAAGCAUGUAUGAUUUAAAUAUUUCAGCAGUGCAGCAUAAAAGAUGGGAAGACUUUGAGGCUUACAAACAGGGAUACCGUGAUCCACAAUUUAUAAGUGGAAUUAAAUCUGGUGAAUUCUUCAUUGAUGGUACAACACCUCCACUUUCUAGAUUUGGUAUAACAGUUGAAAACAGAAAGCGCAGAAAAGAAAAGAGCGUGGGUGAUGAGGAAGAUAUACCUAUGGGUAGUUCACUUGGCAGCCCAAUGCUCUCAGACCUCGAUAUAAAACUUCAGGAGAUUGCAAGAGCCGGACUUGUUGUUUCAGGGCAAGAAUAUCCUUACAGUGGGUCACAAGAACUCUUUGAUAUUGCUGCUAGAUUUCAUCAUCAGCCAGGUAGUCCCAUUUCAUUAUUAGACGAAUCUUCUUCAGUUACAGAUCGAGACAAAAAUGCAGAAGUAGUGAGUAAAAAGCCCCCGGGCAAUGUCAUUUCUGUAAUUCAACAUACAAACUCCUUAAGCAGGCCUAAUUCCUUUGAAAGGUCAGAAUCUACAGAGCUUCUAGCCUGUCAGCAAGAUAAGCCUUCCUCACCUUCCGAAGCAUGUGACAGUGGAAAUACAAUGUCUUCAAUAAGUCCAGAAUGGACUCAAUCUGGGGAUAUCUCUGAUGCUUCAGCAAGACCAUCUCCAUCUCAGCAAUCACAACAAACAGCAUAUCAUAUGCCUCCUAGAUUAGUCCGCCAGCACAACAUUACAGUACCUGAGAUUCGUGUAACAGAGGAGCCAGACAAACCAGAAAAGGAACCAGAAAUUCCAGUUAAAGAACCAGAAAAAACACCUGAAGAAUUCCAGUGGCCCCAAAGAAGUGAAACGCUUUCUCAACUACCUGCCGAGAAACUGCCCCCUAAAAAGAAACGUCUUCGGCUUGCUGAUAUGGAUAACUCAUCUGGAGAAUCCAGCUUUGAUUCCACAGGUACAAGUCUCUCUCGUAGCCCAAGUCAAGAAAGUAAUUUAUCCCACAGUUCAAGCUUUUCAAUGUCAUUUGAUAGAGAAGAGAUACUGAAAGUUGCAACAUUUACUAAGCAAGAUGAAAUAACAAAGCAAACAGAAUUUUUAACUGUUCCUCCUGGCUCCUAUUCCCUUUCUGUACCCGGCCAACCCCAUCACAAAGAAAUGAGGCGCUCAUCAUCAGAACAGAUACCAUGUCCCAGCCUAACUGAAAUUCCUGAAAUUCGAAGCAAGUCUUUUGACUAUGGAAACCUAACUCAUGCUUCAGCUUCUGGGGCCACCACUACUACCUUGUCUCCAAACCGUGAGAGAAAAAAAUGUUUUCUUGUGCGACAGGCUUCUUUUAGUGGCUUCCCGGAAAAUACCCAGACUGAGCAAGAAACAGCUGGAAAUCAAGAACCCUCAGAGCAGGCCCAUACAUGUCGAAGGUCUUCACAGAUUCUAUGGCAUAAUUCCUCUUCUUCUUUAUCAGGUUCUAUAAGUGUUCUGUCUGAGGAUACUGCAAAUAUUCCUAUUGGUACUUCUGCACAACCUACUACUAGUACCUCAUCACACUAUUCACAGUCUGUUGGUACCCAUGAUCCUUUACUGCAUAAAACUCCUUAUGUUCCCAAAAGACAUUUACAAGAACAGCAGAAUACAUUUAUCCAUCCCGAUAAAACUGUAUAUCCACCAGUGCAUAAUGCAUUUCAGUUACCUUACACUUCUGUCUGUAUGGCUCAGUUACCCAUUCAUCAUCCUUUCAUGUGGCCCACAUGUGCAGAUCCUUUGCAGAGGCAUUUUGAGCACCAUUUACAGCAAUUACAAAAGACUUAUUUUAAGCAGCCUAGUCAGUCGGACAUACACUCGUAUUAUCUUGAUCCUACCCAAGAUCUUACUGGAAGUAAAUCUGUCAGUUACAUGCAUGGUGGGGAAAAAAGCUAUCAUGCAUAUUUAGAAACCUCUGCACAGCGAUCUAAAAAUACAGUUUCAAAAUUGCAGAGAGACCACAGUGGUGGGUCAAGUGACUCUACUGAUCAAAGCCUUCAGAUAGUUUCUGUCUCUCAGAGUACUGGUUCACUGCAAAAUUUGCCAGGAGCAGUUGUUCCAGUCAGAAUUCAUACACAUGUGCCAUCAUAUGGAAGUGUCAUGUAUACCAGUAUUUCUCAAAUUACUCAUGCACAGACCAGCAACCCACCAAUUGUAAUUUGCAAAGUAGAUGGUAAUACUUCACAAAGAACACUGGCAACAAAUGCAUCCAUGAAAGGUUUGGGAUUUAGCAUUGCUCAGAUGCUAGGCCCUUGUGGAAGUAUAGAACAUCCCAUAUGGAAAGUGCCGCCAGCAUUUGAUUUAGACACUGCAAUUCCAUUGUGUCUGGCUUCUAAUUCAGAUAGCGUAGCUACAUUUGGAGCUGGCAAACGCAUGCUUUCUCCAGCCAGCAGUUUGGAACUUUUUAUGGAAACCAAACAGCAAAAACGAGUGAAAGAGGAAAGGAUGUAUGGACAAAUUGUUAAAGAAUUAAGUGCAGUAGAACUAACUAAUUCAGACAUUAAAAAGGAUCUGACACGUACCUCAAAACCUCAGUUGGUAAGGCAAGGACGUACAACAGAGCAGAAGGAUAAUCUCCCUUCUAUAGGAUCAUCACCACCACUCUUAUCCUCAGACUCACCACAGAGCAUAUUACUAGAUGUGGCUGAGUCCAAGUCAAGUGACAGUCCCGAAGGCAGAAUGUCACCUGAUGAAUUGUAUGAUGAGGAAACAGCAUCAAAUAUGAGCCUGAGCCCACAGGGUACACCAUGUGAAUUUUUUGAAGAAAACCCACUGAAGAGUCAAAAGAAAUCAGUUAGUAUUUUGGGUCUCAGUAUAGCAGAUGGAGCCACUAUUGGUCCUCUAAAAGAUGGCUCAGAAUUGCAUAAUAUUCUUCAAUUCCCAAGCUUACGUACACUUACCACUGUCAGCUGGUGCUUUCUAAAUUAUGCUAAACCCAGCCAUGUGGAACAGACAACACUGAAGUCAUCUGUUUAUGCUUCAUGGUGUAUAAGCUCCUGCAAUCCCAACCCUACAGGACUUAAUACCAAGACUUCUUUAGCUCUUCUUCGAUCCAAGCAGAGGAAUGCAGUAGAAGUAUAUACCAUUGCUGCUAUGAAUAGAUUUGGAGCUGGCAAAUUAACAUCAUCAAAUGUUUGGAAGCAACAAUUUGCACAGAUGAAACCUGAACCAUCCUUACUUGUUAGCAGCAAAUUGGAAAAGAAGGCUGCUGGAAACAGCAAAGAAAGGACAAAAGGAGAGUCCCAUGGAGAGAAAGACAUUUCUGCUAAACAAACAGAGCCAAUGCGGAUUAAAAUCUUUGAAGGAGGUUUCAAAUCAAAUGAAGACUAUGUAUAUGUAAGAGGAAGAGGCCGGGGGAAGUACAUUUGUGAAGAAUGUGGCAUUCGCUGCAAAAAGCCAAGCAUGCUGAAGAAACACAUCCGCACCCACACAGAUGUGAGACCUUAUGUGUGCAAGCUCUGCAACUUUGCCUUCAAAACAAAAGGAAAUCUAACAAAACAUAUGAAGUCGAAAGCACAUAUGAAGAAAUGCCUGGAGCUAGGAGUAGCAAUGACAUCUGUAGAUGAUGCUGAAGCAGAGGAAUCAGGAAACACUGAAGAUACACAGAAAGAGUCUGACAAGAGCAGCCCUGCUAUAGAUCAUCAGUUCUCAGAUGCAGAGGAAUCAGAUGUGGAUGAUGGUGAUGAUAAUGAUGAUGAAGAUGAUGAUGAUGAAGAUUUUGAUGACCAGGGAGAUAUAACACCAAAGACUAGGUCAAGAAGCACCAGCCCACAGCCACCCAGAUUUUCCACCUUGCCUGUAACUGCAACUUCAGCAUCCCAGAGGGCAUCACCUGAAGCCUCUAUUGGGCAUUCAUCUUUGAUGAGUUACCUAUCGACUAUGCCCAGUAUUCAGAUUACACAUCUCAUGUCAAAAAGUGCUAUGUGUGGAGAUUCACAAAUGAUGGAGUAUCAAAGGCUUUUUCUUCAAGAUAUGGAGCAUGAACGUGGUAAAAUGGAUGUACCUGUUGGCAUGGAUGAGGACUUUAUGCUUACUUCUGAACCUAGCUCCUCUCCCAAAGACUUAUCAUCUUAUAGCCGCCAUUCCUCACCAGGCUAUGAUUCUUCUCCUUGCCGAGAUAAUUCACCUAAAAGAUAUUUAUCGUUAAGAGGAGAUAUGUCUCCCAGAAGGCACCUGUCACCAAGGAGAGAUGCAUCUCCCAUGAGGCACCUGUCACCUAGAAAAGAAGCUGCAAUAAGGAGAGAAUUAUCUCCAAGAAGGGAUGUAUCACCACGGAGACAUCUCUCACCAUUGAGGCCAAUGUCACCAGGAAAAGAUCUGUCAUCUGGGCGGGAUAUUUCUCCACGACGAGAGAGAAAAUAUAUGGCCACAUUUAGAGCACUUUCACCAAGACGACGUUUACAUAAUACAUACAUACAUAAUACAAGUUUGCCAAUGAGUCAUUAUUUGCACUCAGAUUCAGGAUUUCUGGGCCAUGGAAGACAGAACUGGCCACCGGUACCUUAUACAAGUCAUCAUCCAGAAACUGUUCCUGGACAGCAAAGCCCUGGCCAAGCCCUUGAGACUCACAGGGAUUAUAUAUUCAGCCACCUCCCUUUACACUCACAGCAACAAGUACGAGCACCUUUACCAAUGAUCCCUAUAGGUGGUAUUCAAAUGAUCCACUCAAAUUCUACAAUCCAGUCCAGUUCUCAUUCUUCUACCGCCACACAAUUGCACCUAAAGAGCUCAGAUGAAAAGAGAAGUAUGUCUUCGGAGUCAUGUCCGAGUAUCCCAUUGCACCUUGAUAAACAUUCUUCUAAUGUCUCUCUGAAAGAUUCUUCAUCUGAGUCUGACUCCACUUUAUUACCUUCUCUUGGACAAAGCCCUACAGAUGAAAGCUCCCAACACAAUGAAAGGGAACAGGAGGAAAAUAUACGUACUUGCACAAAAGCCAUUGCUUGCCUGAGGAUUGCCACGGAGGAAGGUUUACCGCAGAAGCGGGAACUACUUUCUUGUCCUGAGCCGAAUCAAAAAACAGAAUGUGCACAGCUCAGCAUUCGGCACUUUAGUGGACUUGAGGCGGGCACUGCACUUUCAAGCGUCUCAACCACCUAUGUUGAAUUGUAUGGAGAUAAUGACAGUUUAGGUACAUCACAAUCUACAACUGCCCAUUCCAAAUUCUACAGUAAAACUAUGGACAUGAAAAAGUUAGGCUAUCAUGGUAGGAAAGAUGAGCCACCAAGCGUGCAAGAGGUAAAAGACACAGCAGAAUCAAGUAAACCACAUUGAUUUUGGAUGGGCAUGGAGACUUCAUGACCUGGCUCACAUUAAAAGCAUGUCUGAUACUAAAAGUUAAUUUGCCCUUGAAAUAAGUACUUGGAUGCUGAAUACACACAUACCCACUUGUGUGUGUAUGGAUAUAUAUAUGUGUGUGCACACACUUGUAGUAUAUUAUUUUAAGCCUGACCAAAAUGAAAAUUUAAACUCUUGUAUUGGGUCUGGUACUUUUAAAUGUACAGAUGUUUGUGCUUUUUCUUUACUUUGCUUAUAUUCUUAUAAGCAUUUUAGCAGUACCCUGUAUAUAUUUUAGAAUUUGUGUAACUGCUUUGUAAUAAUUGUAAUUUUCUUUCUUUUUUGGACACUUGGGUCUAAUUGUAAAGAAAAAAUAGCAUCAAUAUAUAUGUGAGGUUGCACUAAAAGAUAUUUUUAUAUGAUUGAAACUGAACAGCUUUUAUGUACAGCUCUGAUCCUGUAAUACUAAUAUUUAUUUACUUUGUUUCAUAAAAUGUAAAUUUUUUCUUAAUGUUGUGAAUUACUUUUUCUAUGUGAAGCAUGUGGUUUACUGUUGCGUAAUUAGAACAAAAUAUGUAUAGUGUAAUCAAUGUAUUUAAAAUUAAAUAUCAUCUUAUUGUGCACUUAUGCAUUGGUUAAACAAAAACGAUUAAGGAUGUAUCAGUUCUUAUCUCUUGUAAUUUCUUUGUCCCUUGUUUGCUGAAUUGACAAUAACUUAAGUGCUGGUUGUGAUUUGAAAAUAAUAGUAAUGUAAAGCAUUAAAAGUACAAAUGUGCUAUUGUGAGGUUCUCUCCCAAGGCUGUAUAAAACAAUUAUAAAUAUAUCACAAGUAUUUGGUCUUACGUGAACAUGUGGCUCUGCAUUCACAAAUCAUACAUAUGGGCAAACAUUCCACCCCAUGUAUAUGUACAAGUGUAUCACUGGUACAAUUAUCUGUAACUCUCAGUUGGACACAUUGUCACCAUAUAAUAUGAAUAGAGUGUCUAUAUAAGGUGGCAAAGCACAUCUGACUGUAUGGAACUUGGGUUAUUCUUUGUGCUAUUUAGUGGAUUAUAAUUCUGUGAAACCAAGUUUGUAUAUGGAAUUACAAAUAAUUAAGGAGUGUUCUUUAAAAAAAGAAAUAAAUAUACAGUUAAAUGCAAA